AUGUCCUUUCGUGCCGACGACCAGCGCCGUUAUGGCUCCGUCCCUCCUGUGCAGUAUGCCGUGGCCGGCCAGCAGCAAGAUCAACACGGCGCUCAACAGGCCUCCAAUGCACCCGGCCUAGGCCGAAGACCGAGUUUCAACACGGGUGACGACGCUGGCUACUACGUUCAGGGUCACGGACGCUCUUCUUCCUUCGGUCGUGGCGGCGAGGACGAGCUGUUCUUGACGGGUGUUGGCCGCGGCAAUUCCCACAUCAGUCGCUGUCCUUCCGCCAGCGGUGCCAUGGCUGGCUAUCAGCACCGAUAUCAAGAUGCCACUCCUCCGAACCCCUCACCGUCUGGCUACAAUCCUCAGAACUUUGCGCCGCCUUCAAAUUCCGCCUACCAGAGAUCGCCAGUCUCUACGCUUCCAUACCAUCCUACGCAGCGGUUCUCGACCUCCAGCGCCGGGUCAUAUAACACUCCAUCUCCGCCAGCCACAAACUACACGCCACAAGCCUACAACCCUGCCGCAUAUGCCGCCGCAAACUCCAAUCCUCAAAGGCAAGCCAGUCAUCAUGGAUAUGGAUAUGCCGCACAUGAUCAGAGCUAUGUGACAGCCGCUGGAACAGCGGGCUCGCCUUCGUACGGGCACUCUCCCAGUGCGUCGCACACGUCGACGUUUUCACAGCCUGCACGCUCCCCUUCCUUUUCAUCCGGCUUCCUCCCGACCAGUCCUUCAUCCUUCACUGGUUCCAACCCCGUGAGUCAGACGCCCACCUACGACCCGUCCACCUACCUCUCGUCGACGCAUUACUAUUCUUACGGCUCCAAUGGUGUUGCUCCCUAUCCGACGUCAACAAAUCAAACUCAGCUUCCUUAUCCCAACUCAUCUCACAUACCGGUGGGCCCAAACUACACGGCUAGCAAUGAAGACAAUCCAUACUACAACCGUCAUCGCUCAGACUCCCAAACUUCUCCCAGGACUUCCCCUUAUAUGCAGCCUCAGUCAUCGCCUGGACUCCAGCGGCAUCCCACCAAUGCACCACUUCCAAGCCGGCCAAUGGAAGACGUUCCCGAAGAGAUAACCCCAUGGGACGAACGUGGACGGCCCCUGCCCCAUGACGAGUUGGACGAUGAAAUAGUCGCCCAAGAGACCAUUAUUCAUGACAUCGAGGCGGAGCUUGGAGGAUCUGGGUAUCGCUCCCAACACAGGCGGUCACCAAUUGGCAGCCAAGUAUUCGACGGCUCGGCGUCAGCCCAUUCCCCGGCAAGCCGAACUUCUCCCGGCCGGGGCUCAAUUCAACCUAGGUUUGACGACGACGACGACGAUCCAGAGGGGACAGCCGGUGUGCUAGCAAUGCAACAGGCGGAGCUCGAUGACCAGCGAUUCGGUGGCGGCACAUUCAUGUAUAGCGGCUCUGGUCUUGCCCCAGCUGCUCCACUCCCCGUUACAAUGUCUGCUCCCGCGACGACUACCCAAUCCAAUCUUCCGACCACUCCCCCAGAGGAACUGAGCCAAGGUAGUGAUAGCGACUUUGGCGGCAUGGAUCUUGGCAUGUUGAGUGGGGGGUAUGCAGGGACCUUGGCGUACGGUGCGGACAUUGGCUCCCCACCUGGAUCCUCCUCGAUACAAGAUGGACCAAGGCCGUUGCCAACACCCGGCUACUACAAUUCUCUGAAGGAGAAUCACGACCACGGGGCUGCUUUCAACAAUGCCGAGGUGGACUAUGGAGGUACAGGCGGGCUACAAGCCCCUGAAGCUCACCGACUUAGCUUUGACGAGGGUCGAGAAGAGUGUGUCUCCCUCCAUUCCCAGCAUAGUGGGACCGAAUCGCCCGCCAAGGACGAUUACCAAGAUCUUUUCUACCACCCUGGCCUCUCGAACCGCCCGCUUCCUGCUCUACCCCCUGGUCCCGGUUCUGACAGCAGUUCCAUGUUCUCUGUUCACAAUAGUGUCCGGUCACAACACCAGCAUGCUCAUUCGUUAAAUGCUGAUGCGAGAUACUAUCAGGGCGACGGCCCCGAAACCCUUCACCAACAAGGAGGGCAGCAGGGCCUGCACCCGGAACGUUCAGUAUCGCUUGGUGGCCAUAGCCACACACCGCAAAUCCAGGCUCCCGCGAGGUCGAGAACGGAUGCUGCUGAAGAACGAAAGAAGAUCAACCGCCAUCACCAGAUCACACAUCAAGGCCCAUCUUUCGACUAUGAUGCGGCAUCUGCGGCAGCGUCGGGCGCUUUCGAUAGCAUCACUCUGCCCAGCGGACGAAAGAAGAGACUGGUGCCAUCGAAGCUCACGGCAAGCGAUUUCGAUGACUGUGGAUCGCCGUGGGCGUUAAGCCAUAUCGAGGCUUGGAUUCGCAACAUGGGCCAGGGCGAACCAGACCUAAAGGAGAAAGCUAUCGAAGAGGCCAUAACGAACCUUUUUGUGUACAAGAUACCCACCAUGAAUGUCGCGGACGCUGAAGCUUUGAGCAGUCAAGUAGUGUCAGGCAUGCUUGAUUCUCAGGUUCUUCUACCAGAUGAAGAAUGGGUCAAAUUUGGAGACGGCCACAUUUCGGGUGUGCUAUGGCAGUUGACCGGAUCGGGCUGCUAUGCACCCAGGCUUCACGAUGUCGACAUCGGUGGCCGUUGUUAUUCUCAUUAUUGUACUCGAACUCUGAAGAAGGUCGAUUUGGAAGUCUUCUCAGAGGAAGUGCAAGGUGCUGAUGCGUGGCAUGUCUUCUACAAACUGACGAAGGAAGUUGUUGAGUCAAGACCAAAGAAGGAAGUUGAACGCCAAAAUAUCCUUCACGAAAUUGUCACGGGCGAGGAAAAUUACAUCAAGCAACUGGACAUUUUUCGAAGGUUGUACAGAGAUGACCUUGGAACACGGGAUCCGCCAAUCAUUCAUCCUGACAAGCGAGAUAAGUUCUUGACCGCAGUGUUUGGAAUGCUCGAUACCGUCGUCAGUAUCAACAAGGAUCAUCUCCUGGCACAGCUCAAAUAUCGUCAGCAGGAACAGGGUCCAUGGAUCGUAGGCUUUAGCGAUCUUUUCCGUGAAUGGAUCCGGAAGGCCAAAUCCGUCUAUACCGAGUAUGCCAUCGGCUAUCCACGAGCCGCAUACAUGGUCAGAAAAGAAGCCGAUCGAAAUUUGCUCUUCAAGCGAUUUCUCGAAGAUAAGCAGAAGGAUAAGCUGUCCGCCAAGCAAGAUUGGACUCAUUUCUUGAUCACACCUGUACAACGUCUUCAGCGGUACAUCCUGUUGCUACAGAGUGUCGAACACAAAACGGUCGGGGACAGUGAAGAAAAGACAAUCCUGCAAAAGGCGAUCCAGGAGAUUCAAACCGUCACCCUCGAAUGCGACGCCAAGGUGGCAGAAACCAACAAGAGAGUUCAAAUGAUGGAAUUGGAUCGAAUGCUGGUUCUCAGACCGGGGUUCCAGUCUGUUCUGAAUCUAGACCACCUAGGCAGAGUUCUCAUCAUGCAAGGCGAGCUCCAAAGGAUGGGUUCAAAAGGCAUGCGAUGGGUCGACUCCCAUGCCCUUUUGUUUGACCACUAUUUGAUUCUAGCCAAGGUCGUUGUGCCCAAGGACGGUAGAGGGGAAAGAAAAUACGAUGUCUCGAGAGAGCCCAUUCCAAUGCCCCUCCUAUUCCUUGAGAGCAUGAACGAUGAGCCAGUCAUGAAGCAAAAAGGCCUUACGGCGCCUCUCGGCAGAACCACUGCGGCGCCAGUGGGUGCUCAACCGAACAAGGUAGGCAGCAAUGGUGCUGGCCGACCGGGGUUGGAACAUGCAUCUACAGGAUCAUCGGGAAACCAGUUGGUACCAACGGCGUCAAACGACGCAGAAGGCAAGAUCUUAUAUCCCUUCAAGGUCAAGCACCUUGGCCAUGAAGUGUACACACUCUACGCGUCCUCUGCCCGGGACAGACUUGACUGGUGCAAUAGCAUCAUCGACGCCAAAACAAGGCAUGCCAAGGCUCUGUAUGCUCAAAAUGCCGAGCCGUUCAGGCUUCGCGUUCUAGCAGACGCUGCCUUCCACUACGACGCCAAUUCCGUGUACGCACGAGCGUCGGGUGUUCCCGUCAAAGGUACCCCCCUCGACAGAGCCAUCCAGGACUUGGAAAAGGUCUUGGGCUCGGCGCAGGGCAUUGCGGCAGUAUGUCGUGCACAGGUGAACUGUGCCACGGGUUUCUCGGCCUUCGGAAGGCAAGUCAUUGCCAUCGGCACAGAUUACGGCGUAUUCACAUCUGAUCCUCUCAAUCCUCGCGGUUGGGUUCGGUCUAUACAAAUUACUCGGGUUACCCAAAUCGCCGUGCUAGAGGAGUUCUCGGUUUUUCUCGUUAUUGCGGACAAGUCACUCAUUUCUUACCCCCUAGACGUUCUAGUUCCGGUAUCAGAGUUUUCCGCACCCGUCAACGACAGUAGCCGACGUGCACCCCAAAGACUUGCAAAGGACGUGACGUAUUUUGCCACGGCACGUUUGAAAGAGCGACUAUUGGUCUUUUACAAGCGGAAAGAAGGCCUUAACACAUUUUUCAAGGUUCUAGAGCCCAUCUUCCACAAGGCAACUGAGAAGAAGUCUCGGUUUUACGGGGGGCGCAAGUCGGCCGUGGGCAGCACCGACACCUAUCGUGAUUUUGACGAGUUUUACUUGCCAGCAGAAUGCUUUUCACUCAACAUCUUUCAUAAUAGUUUUGCCGUGGCGACGUCCAAGGGUGUCGAAAUUCUUUCGCUGGACCAGAAAAGGCCAAUGUCGAUCCCCAACUUGAACGCUCCGGCAAUUGCCAACAUCGCAGGCCGUAUUCGCGACCAGCGACCACUCGGCGUGUUUCGUCUGAGUAGCAAGAACGAGUUCAUUGUUACGUAUGAGGACUGCGCGGUUUACGUGGAUGAGGUGGGUAACGUCAGUCGCACUCUGAUCAUGGAGUACACUGGCAAACAAAAGAAGGCUAGGGGGGCGACAAAAUUUCAGGAUUAUCUGUUACUUUUCAACGAAGACUAUGUGGAGGUACGCAAUGCAGAGAAUGGACGGCUUCGACAGAUCAUUGCCGGGCGGGACGUGCGAGUAAUCGACCUUGGCGUGGACCCCUCGGAUGCCAGCAAAGCAGCUUCAUCACAGCAGGCGUUCGGGCCCAACGGACAGUCGCCACAGGCUGGUCAUAACUCCAAGGUCACGGUCAAGGUUGCAAUGUGCCAUCCAGAGCUGCCCGGCCGACAGAUUGUCCUGGAAAUGCUUCUCAAUGACGGCCACUCGGAGAGCUGA
Molecule: messenger RNA, 5223 nt
Organism: Metarhizium album ARSEF 1941
Lineage: Eukaryota; Fungi; Ascomycota; Sordariomycetes; Hypocreales; Clavicipitaceae
Product: Rho guanyl nucleotide exchange factor
Exons: 3
Coding region: 1-5223 (1740 amino acids)
Molecular function (GO): guanyl-nucleotide exchange factor activity
Source: RefSeq, a predicted model, not a curated record